CCUCUCCCUCCCAGACAGCAGGUUCUCUACAGCAGAGCUUUGAAUAAAACAGGUGUCUGCUUUUUUCCUAUAUGGCCAGUAUCUGCUGUCCACGGAGUGGUGAAGUCCCACCGGAUGGGAUCAAUUCUCCAGCCAUAACCCUUCUGGCUGGCUCGCCAAAAUGUCGUAUCUAUCAUGACUAGUUUGCUGAAUUUCCUCUAGAUAGUCAUUACAAUAAUCCUCAAUUUACUGAUCAAAAUGAAGCCACAAACAAAAUAGAUGGGAGAAGCAAAAAUCCAGUUUAUUGUUCAAAAAACAACAUGAGAUCCCCUCGUGAGACGUCCCAAAAGUGAUCUGAAUCUAAGCACAGAUUCAAUGCCCUAUUUAUACAGUCUUAUCUUUAGGUUACACCUACUUAUCUCAUUCUUUUGGAAUCCCAAUAUGCUUUAUUAACGUCUUUUUUCUGAUUCCCCUAAACCACUUCUUGAAAUUUGAAAUACCAUUAGAAUAAGCUUUUCUCAUUCUGAAAUCCCCUUAAAACACAUUUCCAUACAUUGGAUAUACCCUUAUCUCCAUGUUUUCAUUCUGUGUAUUUUAAACAAUUUUAAAGGCCUUCACUGCCAUUUCCACUUCCGUUAACCGAGCUGUGCGCAUCUCUUCGCUCGUUGUCCUGAACAAUUAAUUUGGAUAUUUUCAUCACUUCUUCAUUAUGGGUAAGAUAUAUUUUUAUUAUUGCUUAAUCUUACACAUAUUUCUUCUCUAAUUCUAUCUAUAUGUUUUUGGUGCUUUUUAGACAUUCUGUGAGUAUAUGUGUGUGUGUGAGUUUCUCUUGACCUUAUUUGAGUGUGUGGGUGUGUGUUUCUCAAAACAUCGUAUGACUGUGUUUUUCAUGCUUUUUAACCAUGUCAUGUAUUGAUACCUGUUUCCUGUGCUUUUACAUGUAUUUAUGAAUAUAUUUUAAGUGUUACCACUACUGUUUUAUCUAAUUUCCGUCCUUUCUCUCUGAUCUCCAUCCAGCUAAUCAACGCCCUCCUGCAGCUGGCCUUUCUCUCUCUCAGUUGCUAAAUCUCACAGGCCUCAGUGGCCAGGCUGAAUAUAUACGUCGAUGUUACAGCUCUGCUGGAACGUCUCUGCUCCUCACCUGCACCCACUGGGCAUCCCUAUUCUCCCGCCUAUCGUAUCACUCCAUCGGUGACCUAUGUUCAUGCGUCCACUCAAACUGAAGCUCAAUUUCUUCCCGUAACUUCUGUGGAGGGCCCUUUUAUUAUUUCCUCUGAUGAUGAUAGUAGCUUUGCUACAAACACAUCAUAUGACCUCUCACCUACAAAUUCUUCACCUACAAGCCCUAUGCCCUCCCCAGAAUAUGUGUAUGAUAGUGAUUCUCAAUAAACUACAUACUCUGUUACCCUUGUGUUUUCCUGUGACUUAAAUUAAUUACCACAGAGCCUCAGUACUUAUGACUACUGAGGGAGUUGACAGUGUCUGAGUAAUUCCUUGAUCUGUCUCCAGAUGAAAGGAUUACAAAUAUAAAGAUGAAGAUAAAACUAGAGUAGCUCAUAUAAGGGUUGGGCGAUAUAAACUAUUAGAAUAUAUCCUUAUUAAAAUAUAUUGAUAAUUAAUAAUGUUGCUCACCCUUGUUGGAUAAUUUUAUGGUAAUUAUCUAGUCUAGGGUAAUUCUGUGUAGAACAGUGUCAAACAACCUCAGUCAGGAUUAAAUCCUGCCAAUACAACAAUUUGUAAUGUUCUGAAAAAGAAAGAAAUCACAACCAGACAUGAAACAGGUCAGUCAAGGUAGACAACAGCAGAAACAUUGUGAGAGCUGUGAAGAUAAAACCCAAAACAACAGAACCAGUGGAAGUCUGUAAACCUAUAUAUAUAUAUAUAUAUAGCUGCAAGAGCAUUAGUGAAAUGUGUGUUCUAGCAGCAUUUCAACUGCAGGUGUGCAAUGAUGACCAUGGAUGUUGCAAUCAGAUUCAGAUCUUUGAUUCAAGAUGAAGAAGUAAAAACAUUUCAGAAAUACUAUUAGUUUAAAAUUGAUCACAAAGUAUAUUACAGAAUCUGUGUGGGUUCCUCUCAGCCUCCAAAAAACUGGCAAAUUGAUUGGCUAGGUAUCAUCACCAGCAGAGGGCGCUGUCUUACAACAUUGAUGAGUUCAAACUCACACUUUAUACUACAGGAUGUCUGUAAGGAUAUAAUAAUUAAAAAUACUUGUGAAUAUUACUGUAAAUGAAACUGAAUUAGAGGAUAACGGGGCGUGUUGUCACGCUUUUUCUAAUGUUCCUUUUGUAUGAUGCGUUACAGUGGAAUAAAUGUCAUACCAAAUGAAAGAAUGAAUCCAAGUUUUUAUAUAUUAAAUCAGUACAGCGCUAAAGGCCCUGAAAAAGGACAGUAAACAUUAAAUAAAAUUAAGUUAACUUACUUUUAAAAAAGAGGCAACUGUCAAAGAAAAAAAAAAGAAAAAAAAAACAAUUUUAAAAAUGUAAUAAAAUAAAUUAUUCUCUUUUCCCUGGGAUAGACUCCAGGCUCCAUGCGACCCUGUGUAGGACAAGCGGUACAGAAGAUGGAUGGAUGGUUGAUUCUUUUUUAAAAGUUGCCCCCUUUAAAAAAAAAAAAGUUGUCUUUUUGUAUUUAAAAUGGACUUAUAUUUAUUUAGUUGCCAUCCUUUUGAAAAUGUUGUUUCUUCUUUUUUUGUGUGUGAAAUUUUCAUUUUAAAAUUUGAUUUAAAAAUGUUUGUCAGGUUUGGGAGGUGAGAGUGGAUUCAAGUGUAGAUAGUAUUUAUUAAAUAAGGUGUUGACAAAUCAAAUAUUUGAAAAAAGGACAGUAAACGUGAUCAGAGUAAAAUAAAAUAAAUGGUGCACUUAUAUCCAAAGCACUUUACACUGUGUCUCAUUCACACACCAAUGGUAGCAGAGCUUCCUUGCAAGGCACUAACUUGACAUCAGGAGCAACUUGGGGUUCAGUUUUCUGCUCAAGGACACUUUGGCACAUGGAGUCACCUGGGCCAGAAAUUGAACCGCCAACCCUACGAUUAGUGUACAACCAGCUCUACCACCUGCGCCACAGCCAUCCCUUGUAUACAGAACAGAGAAGAUAUAAACUGUGAGCAAUACUGUAGUACACAUGACAUCACACAAAUGCAACAACAAACACUUGCCAAUGAAACACGCAGAAAGCAGAAAGAAAUAGUUUAUUACGAGUGAGACAUGUGACACGGUCAUGUGACAUGCUGGGGUUGAUGGGUAGUGUAGUUCUGCAUUGUAUUCGGUACAACCAUGGCAAAGUUGACUCUUUUUAUUUAAACUUAACUCUGUUUUUCAUUUCAAAUGUACUCUUAAAAAAAAGUUAACUGUUUAAAGUUGCUUUGUUUUAUUUAAAGUUGACUCGAACGACCUCUUUUAAAUCUUUCAACCUGCUGGUGGGAAGAUUUGUUCCUACUGGGGGCGAGGCACUUUCAAAAAACUGAAGUCAGAUUAAAAGAAAGAUGUGAUGCACUAGACUAUAUACUCUUGACAGUUUCAUAACGGUUUUCUCCCUCACCACUCUAUUUUUUUACUCAACGAAACAAGACUCUCCAGUAGAUGCUGAGCAAGAAAUAUCACUCACAUCUCUUGACAUGAGUAAGCAAGCUAAAAUUGUGAAGGACUUUUUACAGCCUGACCUCAAUAAAGGGAAUUAUGUCCUGAAGAUCAGGGACGUCGUCUCGAUUCACCGCCAGUCACAGAUUGCAUUAAAAAAGAUGGACGGAUACAGUUUCAGGGUGGGAACUUUGGAAGACACGUUGUACAAAGAUAAACCUGACAUGUUAGAGGAGUGGGAGCAGUUCUACCUGAAAGAGGAGAUGAAGAUGGAGGUGAUUGGUGUUCUCGAGGAGUUCCCCUGUGACUCCCUGAAUGCUGAGCUGGUGCUGAUGGUGUGUGAGAAUGGGAAAGUGUUUGCUUAUGAAGAUGAGCACAUGCAUCUCGUUGCCAAAAGCCUGAAAGAGCUGUUUGACCAUGGUCUUCAAUUUCCAGGCAUCAAACGGUACUACCGUGGUCAAGCCUUUGAGCACAUGAGAGAUGCUCAGUGGGACAGAGUGAAGAAAUCAGCAAAAAUGGUUGCACCAAAGAAGCAGGAUCAGGACCUGGUGGAUAGAAUGGAAGAAUCCUUUCUGAUAAACCUGGACAUUAUUGUAGAGAGACUGCAAUCUGAGCAGCCAUGCAGAAUAUCAAGUAAUGUAGAGAGACAUGGAGGCAACAGGAGAAGAAACACGCCGAGAAAAUCCCCCACAUGGAGCACACAGUUCAACAUGGGUAAAGAUGACUGCGUAAAAGCAAUGCCGAAACGUCCAAGAGACCUCUGCAUACCUGUGCAUGUAAAUACCUGAAAGGAGCCAGAGCAGGGAUUAUACUGAGUGAUGAGCUGCAGUAGGAGUGCUCCUGUUUCACCUUUACUUCAUCAAAGUGUUAUAAUGCAGACUGUAUUUACUCAGUGAACUUAUCCAGACCUGAACCACAUCUGAACCACAUCUGAACCACAAUGGACAGUAAAGACAGCCAGAAACCGAUGCCAGUGGGUAUUAAAGAGGUAAACAAGCGAGUGAAAGAUUUUUGAUGCAAACAUGAAGAGCCAGAAGGAAGGAAGGUCUGCCUACGUGCAAGAAUACCCCAGCAAUUUUUUCAGUAGUUUUUAAUCAGUCAAAUAUUCAAAUAGUUUCAGUUUCCUGAUCAGGGCCAAUGUGGGAACAGUUCUGUUAAACAUUCAUUUCUAUAGAAAUAUCUCAGCACACACAUUUUCAGGAUUUUGUGUGUGUAUAGUACAUAAUU
Messenger RNA from Ictalurus punctatus (channel catfish), 4781 nucleotides. RefSeq lists its product as uncharacterized. The record is from RefSeq and is a predicted model, not a curated record. The coding region runs from base 3593 to 4342 and encodes 249 amino acids. NCBI's taxonomy places the organism in Eukaryota, Metazoa, Chordata, Actinopteri, Siluriformes, Ictaluridae. The transcript is spliced from 6 exons.